Molecule: messenger RNA, 1407 nt
Organism: Colletotrichum truncatum
Lineage: Eukaryota; Fungi; Ascomycota; Sordariomycetes; Glomerellales; Glomerellaceae
Product: protein rds1
Source: RefSeq, a predicted model, not a curated record
AUGGCGCCUAGAAGCAUCCUUCAGCAAGCCGGGCUCUUUGCCCUGGCCACAGGCGUUCGCGCUGUGCCCUUCCUCUCCGAGGCCCAGACCACCGUCACCUCGGAGCCAGCUUUCACACCCUCCGCCGUUCCCGUCACAAACGUGACUUCGCACGGCCCCUACACCGGCCCCUCGCCCACCACUACCGGCGCCAUCUCGACCAGCGUUCUCGCCUCCGCGAUCCCCGCGCUGCCCCCGGCCGACGAUGCCUACGACUACCCGGCCGACGGCAAGCUCCACGGUGACCAGCCCGCGCCGUACACCCCCUCUGGCGGUAUCGGCACCAACGGCUCCGCCCCCGUCUACCGUGUCCAGAGUGACUUCGACUACCAGUCGCUCGCUCUAGCCUUGUACCAGGAGUACAUCGAGCUCGACCUCUUCCACUGGGGUCUGGCCACCUACCCCGUCGAGGACUUUGAGGAGCUUGGUCUCAACGCUGAGGACCGCUUCCUUCUGCAGCACAUGGCCGACCAGGAAAUCGGCCACGCCACUGUCAUCACGAACAUGCUUGGCGCCGAGGCCCCUCGCCAGUGCACUUACAACUACCCCGUCUCCAACCUCCGCGAGUACAUCGACUUCAACCAGAAGCUGACCCGCUGGGGUGAGGCUGGCGUGUACGGCUUCCUCCCCCACCUCAACUCCGGCCCCGCCGCCCAGCUCCUGCUGCAGAGCAUCACGGUCGAGGCCCGCCAGCAGAUGGUCUUCCGCCAGUUUGAGGGCUUGUUCCCCAUGCCUGAGUGGCACACCGUCGGCAUCCCCCAGAGCUGGGCCUGGACUCUGCUGGCCCCCUACAUCUCCAGCUGCCCCUGGAACCAGACCCGUCUGAUCUGGCAGAACUUCCCCGCCCUGCACGUCCUGAACCAGCCCAACCCCUACCGCAUCAACGGCUCCAGCGCCUGGAACGAGACCACCGGCGGCUGGGCCAACACCGCUGCCACGGGCGAAAUCAGCGACGAGGACUCGUGCGUCAACGCCACGGACCCCGCGCAGGACUGCAAGGCCGCCAUCUCCCAGAACCGCACCAUCCCUCUGUCUUACCCUGGUCGCCAGGUCUUUUUGCAGUGGGAUGCUCCCGGCCAGGCCGUCGGCCCUAACAACAGCUACAUCACCUCGACCAACGUCCAGGAGCCCAAGUUCGCCGCCUGGGUUUCUCAGCUGAACGUCACCUACUCUCCUCUUCAGGACGUCAACCUGGAGAACCGCACCGCGUACACCAUCCAGCCCAACGUGUCGACUUGGGAGUACGACCCCGCCAUCAACUCCACCAUGUUCCUUGCCCUGACCGACGCUGACAUCUACGUCACGCCUUUCAACCUGACGCAGAUCAACCCUCACGUUGCUGCUCUGGCCAUGUACCAGGCUGGCUAA